UCCGCUCCGAGUUAAAAGUCGAAGUCGUCUGUUGGUGCCAAACAGUGGAGGUGAAAUUUCAUAGCUGGCACUGAGUUCCGAUUUUUUUUUUUUCUUCUUUUGUCGUGUGCAACAUUUCGCAGCAAGUUCAGAAACUGCUUCACUUAAUAGGCAUUGUUCGUAUGCUCAGUGUUUGCGCAAAGUGUAAUUAGACUUAUCUUAGUGCUCCUGCUGCUGAUCAGCCAUUGUGGACGUCGGAAAAGUGGGCAAGGUCUAGUUUAUUUGCCCUCCGGCUACAGAUUUAGCUGUUUGCAUGAAAGGAAUUGCUGCAUGAACACUUGGAUGAGCCAUGAGGCUGCUGGCCCAGGACAAAUCGGACUGCUCCUCAACCGGGAAUGGAUUAGUAUAAUCUUGAUUCAUGUUUUUGGUUUUUUUCGAGGUUUUGUAAAUGCACCUUUAUUUGCGCAACAUUUCUUUCUUUUUUCCUGAUGAGCCAAUCCCAGGAAUGAGCAGAUAGCCCACUUGUUGCGGAGGUUUUUGAUUAAAUGUGAGAGCAGCAGAAGAGAAAAAAAAGUCCCACAGCACUUUGUCCUGUAUUCCUGCCUGCUGGAAGAAGUUGUUUGGCUGUUAUCUGUCGUCAGUCCGCAACAAUAGGCAGCACAUCAUGAAGAAGAUGGCAUCCAAACAACCCUGGACUCAGAUCUUUAUCACACUAUCGUCCUUAUUCUCCCUGACCCUGUGCAGCACAGCGGCAGAUGUCCCGGAGGAAGAAGGCUUCAGUGCUGAGGCAUGGCUUCGUAAGUUUGGCUACUUGUCUCAGGCGAGUGGUCAGAUGUCCACCAUGCAGUCGGCUCAGAUUCUGUCCAAAGCCAUCAGCGACAUGCAGCUCUUCUAUGGCCUAGAAGUGACUGGAGAGAUGGACCCUGCUACUGUUGUGGCCAUGCGUCGGCCUCGCUGUGGCCUCCCAGACAGAAAAGCGGAGGAGAUGGAAGAUGGCAAGAGGAAGAAACGCUACGCUCUCACUGGACAGCAGUGGGGCAAAGACCACAUCACUUACAGUAUAAUGAACCAGCAAAUCCCCUCCUCACUGGGCGAGGAGCUGACGUACGAUGCCAUCCGCAAGGCCUUUGACGCGUGGAGACGGGUCACUCCGCUCACCUUUGAGGAGUUACCUGCUGAAAACAACAUCAGCAUCAACAGCAGCCAGGCAGAGCUUGCUGACAUCCUGUUGCUGUUUGCCUCUGGUUUCCAUGGUGAUAUGUCUUUGUUUGAUGGCGAGGGAGGGUCACUGGCCCACGCUUACUACCCCGGACCAGGAAUCGGAGGGGAUACUCACUUUGAUGCUGAUGAGCCUUGGACACUGGAAAACCAAAACCCUGAAGGUAUAGACCUCUUCCUGGUUGCAGUCCAUGAACUUGGUCAUGCUUUGGGUCUGGAGCACUCAGAUAACCCCAGCGCCAUAAUGGCUCCUUUCUACCAGUGGAUUAACACGCACAACUUCACACUACAUGAGGAUGACAUCAGAGGAAUACAGUACAUAUACGGCCCCCCUCUCCUCACUGAUGCUCCACCGACCUCUCCUCCGGUCCUUGACGACAAACCCAAAGAUGACUCCCCCGUCUCCCCUUCUCCUGAUGAAGAUGGCCCCACCUCUAUUUCUCCCAGCGUCUCACCACCCGAUUCACCCGACCCGACCGACGGCAGUCCCAUUCCCCCAGCCCUCCCGGAGCCGAGUCCCAGCCCAACCUCCCCUCCUGUCCUCCCCACAUCCACCCCCACCGAAUCACAGCCUGAGCCGGAACCUGUCACCCCGUACGUUAGAAGAGAUGUCCCCCCUCCUCCGCCUCCUCCACGGCCCCCUGCUCCUCCCCAACCUCCAAAGCGCCCGGACAACCAGGCCCCUGAUAUCUGUGACGGGGACUUUGAUACGGUGACCUUGUUGAGGGGGGAGAUGUUCGUUUUCAAGGGUCGUUGGUUCUGGCGUGUGCGGAGGAACCGGGUCUUGGAUAACUACCCCAUGCCGAUAUCUGUCUUCUGGAACGGCCUGCCUAGUGACAUUGACGCCGCCUAUGAGCGCCACGAUGGCAAAUUUGUCUUCUUUAAAGAUGAUAGAUACUGGGUGUUCAGGGAGGCUGAUGUGCUGCCAGGAUACCCGCAGCCCUUACAUCAGUACGGACAAGGAGUUCCUGCACACAAGAUUGACACAGCGAUCUGGUGGGAGCCUAACGGAUACACAUACUUCUUCAGUGGAGACAGAUACUGGCGAUACAAUGAGGAGACCCGCGCUACCGACCGGGACUUCCCCAAGCCAAUCGACAGAUGGGGCAGGAUCCCUCCAUCGCCUAAGGGAGCCUUCCUCAGCGAUGACGGCGCUUACACCUACUUCUACAAAGGCAGCAAUUACUGGAGGUUUGACAACCGCAAGACAGAAGCAGAGAAAGGCUACCCACGCUCCAUCCUGAAGGAUUUCAUGGGCUGUUUGGGAGCCCCCGACCCUAAGCCCGAUACAGACACCGAGCAGGAACCAAAAUACAAACCAGUCAACCCUUCAGACCGAGGUAAAGACAAUAACAAAGAGCCAGACAUGGACCGGGACAAAGACAAGAACGCAGAGGAAGACCAAUCCUCUCAUCCUGACAGCACAGAGGAGGAGGACAAAGAGGUUAACGUGGUCGUGACGGUGGCCGACAAUGAAUCAAAGGUCAUGACCCUGAUCAUGGUGAUUGUUCCUCUGGUUCUCAUCCUGUGCAUCCUCGUCCUAAUCUACGGCAUCCUCAGGACUCUACAGAACAAAGAGACGCCGAGGGCCUUGGUGCACUGCAAACGUUCGAUGCAGGACUGGGUGUGAGGCACAGAAUGAGAAGAGAUAGAGCGGGUAUUCAUAAUUUGGUACAUUCGUUACAGGCAUAACUUUUUUUACUUAUGGCUCUGACGCAGUACUUUAGUCUAAGAAAGCAGAGGAUGAGUCACUGUUUUGGGCCCCUUUCAUUGUGAGAACUUUUAUUGCUCAUGUGAAAUAAUGCAAAUGUGGUAAAAUUGGUGCCUGUGGAGCUGCAGUGUACGUUUCCUUCUACUGGCUCUUGAAGUAUUUCUCCUUUGUGCCUCCCAAAUGUCCGAAAGGGUACUUCUAUUUCUUUAAAAAAAUCACCUUUGUUCCAUCACAGCUUAAAAAAAAAAGAUGUGAUCGCCACCAGAUGUGUAUUUUAGAAGACACAUGACACACUAGGAAAGUCCGUUUCUAUCAAUUGUAAUUGUUCAGAGGAGUGUAGUAUAAAUGCAGACCAAGUCAAUAAUGCACAUACAUUACACAGAAUCACACAUACGCUACAAACACACAAACAGCAAUACAAAUACAUUCAUUAAUAUGAAUAAGUCUUCCAUAUGCUUGACUACGGUGCCUUAACCAGUCCCAAUAUUUUUCUUAGUUUAGAUCAGAUCAUUUGCACUUUUUUAUUCUGUUUUUUGUCGUCUUUGUUUUGCUGAGGAUGCUUUACUCCAAAUACAUGUGUGUGUGUUUUUGUGCUUAUUAAACACAAUGACACUAGCAGAAGAAGCAAGUCCUCUGACCAGCGCAGGAAUGUCAGACAGCUGUGUGUGUCCAUGACCGCCCAUCUCCCACUGAGCCCAUUAUGUCUGCCCUCUCUAACACACGCACCAACAUCACAUGAUCUCCAAAAAAACCUCUAACUGCACUCAUUUGUGCAUGCAUGUCCACAUAUGCAGACACACACGCACACACACAGGCAAGGAGACCACUUACCCAAACAAAGGCACAUAGUUUUUGCACACAGACACAAGGGCUCCAGCCUCCCCUCCUCCCACCACAGCCCCGAUAGCUGUUCUGACUACACCACUAAAACACAAUCCCAGUGGAGACACAUUGAUAUACCCCUGGUGCCACGGCUUGGAUGAAAUACAACAGGGGGGGGUUUAUUCACACUUAACGAGAAGAUUUGAAAAGUGCUGUGGUAUUUUACAAAUGAUAUCCAUCUGAGCUCGACCUGUCAAGAGUAAAACCAUAGCAGCAGUAUCCAUCUUUCUGUAUCUCCUCUACUGUUAAAGCUAAAUAGUGUCAGAGCAAAUUAAGUGAACAUGGGAGAAGCCUGCAGGAAUGGGUCAGGAUCUGGUUUCCAUUAAACCCACAUGCUACUGAUUUAGUAGUGUCAGGCAUGAGGAGAGGAGAGAGAGGGGAGUUGGGGAAAAUGCAGAAGGAAGGAGGUAUAAAAUAUAAUGGUGGGGAGAAAGGGGAAAUGAGAGAGAAUGACGAGGGAAAGAAAUAAACCGGGGGAGGCACACAUUGAGGAGGGGAGAGGGAGGGCUCUGCCAGAAUUUCCUUGCCAGUUUUCUCUGGAAAAGGAGGAGCAAGGGAAAGAGGGAGGAUGGAUCUCAUGGAGGAACAGCGCUGGCGUUGCGCCUCCUGACCUAGAUUGGGACACUAAGUCCAAGCCUCCUUUUCAAGUCUCUUUGUUUUUGCUAAGCUUGUUGUCAUGAGCUGUAGAUGACUUCCUCUGUGACCCCCUCCUCCCUCCCUUAUCUAUCUUUCUCUCAAAGUUUUCUUUUGUUUCUUUCGUUGUCUUUUUCUCUCUUUUUUUCUCUCAUUAUUGUGCCUUACUGCACUAAUGCGCUCCCAGAUGUACUCUUUUUCUUAUCCACUCUCCUGGAAAGUUAGCUCAAGCAUUUAAAAGGUACUUUUACUUUUUGGCAAAAAGUGUUAAUUUAGUCUCCCACUAUCUAUCUGUGUUGUCUAUACCUUGCUUGUGUAAAGCCACUAUUGACAUGCUAAUCAUUACCUUCCACUUGUUUCUUGUGCCUUUAUUUUCUUUUUGCCAUUAUUGUGCCUUUUUUUCUGUGAAUAAUGGGGUGGCAUUUUUUGUACUAUAAAAAGCAAGAGGGAAAUUUUAAAAAUGUGUUUCUUUUCUUUUUUACUCUACUUAUUACUUGUAGUUUUGUAAAUUUUGUUUUUGUUCGGGUUUUCUGUAAGAACAGUAUUAUAUAAUCACGACAUUGAUGCAUGCAGGGCAUGUUCUGUAAGGCCUGUGCACUCCUGUGUAGAGUAUGUUAAAGUUUUCACAAUAAAA
Anoplopoma fimbria (sablefish) is the source of this 5057-nucleotide messenger RNA. Its product is annotated as matrix metalloproteinase-14-like. Gene Ontology annotation, cellular component: extracellular matrix. The transcript is spliced from 10 exons. Gene Ontology annotation, biological process: proteolysis; extracellular matrix organization; collagen catabolic process. The coding region runs from base 644 to 2827 and encodes 727 amino acids. The record is from RefSeq and is a predicted model, not a curated record. Gene Ontology annotation, molecular function: metalloendopeptidase activity; zinc ion binding. NCBI's taxonomy places the organism in Eukaryota, Metazoa, Chordata, Actinopteri, Perciformes, Anoplopomatidae.